Molecule: messenger RNA, 2325 nt
Organism: Plasmopara halstedii
Lineage: Eukaryota; Oomycota; Peronosporomycetes; Peronosporales; Peronosporaceae
Exons: 1
Coding region: 1-2325 (774 amino acids)
Source: RefSeq, a predicted model, not a curated record
AUGACGCACCUUAUAAGAUCGGCCUCUGUCCUGUACGCGGUAUUAGUGGCCGCCACUCAGUACGGCCAAAGUCUUGCUGUUUCACUUUGCAACAGAGAUGGGGAGCGACCUGUGCAUGUAAGGGGCGUGUCCGGUACGUAUUGCGUACCCCAGAAGUUGUGUGAAGGAUAUUUUAGCGCCACAAAUGAACAGCUUCUUGCAUGCCCUCGAGCGGGACAGCAAGAUGUGGUUGGGAGUGGUGUAUUAGUUCGAGAUAGCUGCUGUGCUAUAGUGGACAGCGACAGCGGCAAAUUGGGUUGUGUAGAACGCAAAAAUGCGACACUGGAUACGGCGUGUCUGAUCUUGCCGCGAAAUCGAGAUUUUGAUCGAGUUAACCGUAAGAAACGUAGGGGCAGGACGCUGCAAAAUUCCGUAACAAGUGAGGCAACUUUUACAAUCUCAGUGUCUACACCCGUGCCCCCGUAUAUUCCACCAGCCGUGACUUCAGCUCCAAGGUUGACGAAAGUGGGUUCGACUAUAGAUCCAGCUAUUACCACUUUAACUCCCACUGAAGCUCCAAUGCAAGCGACUCAAGUCUCUGUUGAAGCUACAGAGGGUCCUGUGUCGGCAUCUUCGAAUCUUGAAGCUUCACCCAUAGAAACGCCACCACCAACGCUAUCUACGGCAACAAUCACAAAAGUUCCGGAAGAUGUGGCACCAAUGAUUGAAGACCCAGCAAGGACUAAAUCGAUAGCAUUUGAUACGAUGGAUGAUCAACAGACACAAGCUCCAUUAUUGACCACUAAAGGACCACCCUCCGCAACCCAAGUCCCGCUGUAUUACGAAGAAAGCUCAGCAUUGACACUUGCUCCGAAUAUAUCAGAUAAGGUUUCGAGGACAUCAGCCCCAACAUGGUCAACAUCGCCUCCAACGCCUGUACAAAACCCUCUUACAGCUGUGCCUACACUGAAUGACACAACCGCUUCAGUAGAAGCUACCGAAGUGCCAAUGAUGAUUAAUGAAUCGCUGAAGAGUGAUAUUCAACCAUCUACAGUAGUGACGUCUGCGGCUGAUAUUUCAGGAAAAGCUUUAGAAAUUACAGAUGCUCCGCCGGACCCAAUGCUAAUUUCAUCUUCGACGAACACAACAGCUUCAAAUACGACAAGCAAUGCUUCAGCAUCACCAAAUGCGACUCUGAUUUCUAAACCAGCUCCGGUAGCAGAAAACGAUGCUAGUGUGGAGUCAACAAUGUCACCAGUCAGUACUCAUACUCUUCCUCCAGGUGCUUCACCGACUGCAACAUCCGAAAUUCUUGAUGAGAACAUUACAACUCCGAUCCUCGCAACGGAGAUACCUGAAACUCUGACGACAGAAUUAUCAAGACCAACCGACAUAGUCUCCAAUAUGUCUGUUUCAGCAGACACCACCUCACGACCAACCGACUCAGUCUCUAAUAUGUCUGUUUCAACAGACAACAACUCCCCGACACAAAGCGUUCCGACUGCUCCUUCAAUACUGACACCUCCGGUUGCAACCUUGAACUUGACAAGCCCGACAAAUUCUUCCCCUGCCAUGGCGAUGCAGGUGUUAAAUUCUGGUCCAACCUCUGAUUCAAUUGUACCUGAGAUGACGAUAACCCCAAGUCAAGCCAGCCCACCUCUGGAACCGGUUUCACCUUCAAUAAUUUCAAGUGCUAACUCCGAUAGGCCAACUUUAGCACAAAUGAAUGUCCUACCACUUGCCCCAGCUGAAACUUCGUUAGACUUGAGCCCGGAUUCGGGAGCAAGUGAGUCAUCAAGUCAUAAUUUUGAGUCAGUUAAUGCAAGUGGGUGCUACUUGCGAGAAUCGAAUUGCUCGUCUAGUUCUCCCGCGAGCGAGCCCACUGGAUCUUUCCCAAAUUAUGAGCAGACAGGGUCAAUGCUAGCAACGUAUGCUGGUGCUAGCACAGCAGGUCCAAGCUUUACCUCGAAUGACACCUCAGCAUCAAAUGACGUCUUGCAACUUUCGCCCAUCAUUGACGACGAUGGCAACUAUUCUAAUUUGCCAUUAGUGGACGGCAGUCUGAAUCCAGCGAUUAGUGGCAGCAUCGGUGGAAGCAGCGAGGUGGGUAAUACUGUAACGUUUAUCAUCGUGGGAUGCGCGGCGACUAUAGCUAUACUAUUUGGCAUUUUCUAUCUAAGACCAAAACGAGUGGAUACCCUACAAUUGCUGACACCUGUUGAGGCUCCGCCGCUGAUUGAUCGUUCUGGCUAUGGCGAGUAUUGGUUUAAUCGAUCGGUCGAGUCUGAGCCAGUUGGUCCAUAUGAUGCCUCAUCGACGCCACGGGAAAUUGGUGCAUCGGUCUAG